AUGUCAGAAGCAGUAACCCCAAGAUCGUCUCCGAAUCUAUCACGGACAUCGAGUCACACUUCUGUCUCUGACCUGGAUGACUCUUACAAGUCCAAAAAGUCAGCUGGCAGAGUACAUUUCGAUAUUUCCAGCUCAGAGCCAGUGUCAAAAGUAUGCUUUGUGGGCGCAGGUUAUGUUGGGGGCCCGACCGCAGCAGUUCUUGCUUUCGCAAAUCCGCAAAUCGAAGUCACUGUUGUGGAUAGGGACGAGGGCAGAAUCAACAAGUGGAACUCAAAGCAUCUUCCCAUUCAUGAACCGGGACUGAACGAUGUUGUCCGCAUCGCUCGAGAUGGAGCGAAUACCAUAACCGUACCACGAGGCACCACUGAAGAAGUGGUCCGUCUUCCAGAGCGCGCACAAAACCUGUUCUUCUCUACCGAGUGUGACAAGCACUUGAGCGAGGCCGACAUCAUCUUUCUCAGUGUCAACACUCCCACGAAGAUGGCCGGUAUUGGUGCUGGCGCCGCCACUAAUAUGGCCAGCUUCGAGUCCGCUGUGAGAUCAAUUGCGCUUGUAGCAAAGUCAGGUGCGAUCAUCGUCGAGAAGAGCACCGUUCCGUGCAGAACAGCGCAGCUGAUUCGAGAAAUUCUGGAUACAUUUCGCCCUGGCGUUCCAUUCGAGAUUCUGUCCAACCCAGAGUUCCUAGCUGAGGGUACAGCCAUUGCGGAUCUCCUCAAUCCAUCGAGAGUCCUGAUCGGAUCCAGCAAUACACCUUCCGGGACUGCAGCGGCUGCAACGUUGAGCCGUGUCUACAGUACAUGGGUUAAGGAGUCUUCCAUCCUCAACGUCCAUCUGUGGUCCUCGGAGCUUGCGAAGCUCGUGGCAAAUGCUAUGCUUGCUCAGAGGAUCAGCAGCAUGAACACCAUCAGUGCCAUCUGCGAGAAGUCAGGUGCCCAGAUCGCGGAUAUCGCUAAAGCUAUAGGUAUGGAUGAGCGCAUCGGAUCCAGAUUCCUGAACGCCGGGCUAGGUUUCGGCGGCUCAUGCUUCAAGAAGGAUAUCCUCAGCUUGUCGUACUUGGCCGAGUCCCUCCAUCUCCCAGAAGUGGCGGAGUACUGGAAGUCGGUCGUUGAUAUUAAUGAAUGGCAGUGUGAGCGAUUUGUCAGGCGAGUUAUCAAGUCCCUGAACGGUUCCCUUGGCCGCAAGAAGAUCACGUUGCUUGGCUACGCCUUCAAAAAGAACACGUCGGACACACGAGAAUCGCAAGCCAUCGCGGUAGUGGGCCAGCUGCUGCGCGAACACCCAGCGGAAAUUGCUAUCUAUGAUCCUUGGUGUGCGCCGGCGGACGUGGAAGCCGAGUUGGGGUCCAUGUUUUUCAACUCGACAGAGCCGCGAGGACCCGUCCGUGCAUACACAGAUCCUUACGCUGCUUGCGCGGGCACUGCUGCCGUUCUCAUCAUCACCGAAUGGGACCAAUUCAGGUACCCAGAGUGUUCCGCAGCCCACUCUGUUGCGGCCGUCGCGAAGGGCCAUAUGCAGACAUCUUUAGCGCAGCUCACAAAUCUCCCUGCCGAUCUGCCAACAUGCCAGCUGGAGGAUGCGGUUCAGGGAUACUACCGUCCAGAGCCCGAGUGCACCACCGAUUGCCAGGGUUGCGCUGCAAGUAUCGAGGCCGACAGCCCAAUGCGCUCGGACAAUCUUAAAUGGGAUGAGAUUGCCCAGGGUAUGAGCAUGCCGAGAUGGGUGUUUGAUGGGCGCGGCGUCGUCGAGCCCAAGGCGCUAGAAAGCUUGGGAUUCAAGGUUGAAAGCGUGGGGAGCGUAGGUUCCCGCUCGCGGCUCGGCGGAUUCGAGGCCAACUGA
This is a messenger RNA of Dothidotthia symphoricarpi CBS 119687, 1836 nucleotides long. Its product is annotated as UDP-glucose dehydrogenase. The record is from RefSeq and is a predicted model, not a curated record. The transcript has 4 exons. Bases 1 to 1836 code for a protein of 611 amino acids. Gene Ontology annotation, molecular function: NAD binding; UDP-glucose 6-dehydrogenase activity. Gene Ontology annotation, cellular component: nucleus; cytosol. Gene Ontology annotation, biological process: glycosaminoglycan biosynthetic process; polysaccharide biosynthetic process. NCBI's taxonomy places the organism in Eukaryota, Fungi, Ascomycota, Dothideomycetes, Pleosporales, Dothidotthiaceae.